Molecule: messenger RNA, 1086 nt
Organism: Exophiala aquamarina CBS 119918
Lineage: Eukaryota; Fungi; Ascomycota; Eurotiomycetes; Chaetothyriales; Herpotrichiellaceae
Exons: 1
Coding region: 1-1086 (361 amino acids)
Molecular function (GO): oxidoreductase activity
Source: RefSeq, a predicted model, not a curated record
AUGCUGUCCCAAGCCAUUGUCUUGCGAGAGGUUGAGGGUCUAAAGGGACAGGUCUAUUAUCCAUUAGAGAAAGUGGCCAUCGAAGUCCGUUCUCCUGAAGGCAGAGAGCUCCUUGUGAGGGUCUCAGCAGCAGCAUUCAACCACCGCGACUUGUUCUCCCGCAAAAACUUAUAUCCGAAGAUUACAUUUGGUGUUCCCAUUUGUUGCGAUGGAGCAGGCGUGGUAAUUCGAGUGGGCAGUGGCGCUUCACCAGCGUGGUUGAAUCGUCGUGUUAUCGUCAACCCAGGCAGAGGAUGGGAUCGAGACCCGGACUUUCCUGAGUCCCCGAGCGGAUACACAACGCUAGGCGCCAGUCCAGCGGGGACUGGGACUUUGCAACAGUACAUGCUUGUGGACGAGAAGGACGUGUUGCUGACGCCAGAUCAUCUCUCGGAUGUAGAGGCAGCGGCAUUACCAGCAGUUGGGCUUACCGCUUGGAGAGCCGUUAUAAUCAAAUCAAGGAAUGUUGUGCCUGGGAGGAAUAUAUUGAUUACCGGUAUUGGUGGUGGAGUGGCAUUGAUGGCGAUGAGCUUUGCACUCGCUGCCGGUUGCGCAGUCUACGUGACGUCGAGCAGUGAAGAGAAAUUGCGGCGAGCAAAGGAGUUGGGGGCUUCCGCUGGCGUGAACUACAAGAAGUCUGGUUGGGAGGAGGAGCUACUCGCCCUGCUUCCGCCGGAAAGGACUAAAUUCGACGCGAUCCUGGACGGGGCGGGCGGUGAUAUCAUGAAAACCGCCGUGAGAUUGUUGAAGCCUGCUGGUGUGGUAGUGUCUUAUGGCAUGACACUGGGCCCUUCCACGCCUUUCCCAAUGAAGGCAGAGAUGCAUUUACUGGAUCUGGUGAGUGCAUCAAUGGGAUCAAGAAAGGAAUUUGCAGACUUGAUGGACUGCAUCCGAGUUCAUAAGAUAAAACCUGUAAUAUCAAGAAUCGUCAAUGGUCUGGACGACAUCGAGCAGAUAGAAAGCUUGUUUGACGAAUUGCAGAGGGGCUCACAAUUUGGCAAGCUUGUGGUGAAAUUGGACAACAAGGAUGCUAGUAGUAAGCUUUAA